CUCAAACACACACACACACACUGAUGGAGUACACACACUUGCUGCUGCUGCUGUGGGUCAGCGUGCUCAUGCCAGGGCCGCGGACAUGCUUUAAUAUUGACACAAGACGUGCAAAAGUCAUCAAGGGCUCGAGGGAAGCUCAGUUUGGAUAUACAGUUCAGCAACACGAGGCCGAUGGGCAGAAAUGGCUCCUCGUUGGAGCUCCCUUCGAGACCAGCGGUGAACACCAGACAGGUGACGUCUACAGAUGUCCACUAGAUAGCAAACGCACAAACUGCACACGACUGCAUCUAGGAAAGAUAUCCCUGAACAAUGUUUCCGAACGCAGAGAUAAAAUGAGGUUGGGAAUGACUCUGGCUACAAACCCGAAGGAUAACAGCUUUGUGGCAUGUGGGCCGCUGUGGUCCUAUGAGUGUGGAAGUUCCUACUACAGUACUGGCAUCUGUUCAAGAGUCGACAGCAGCUUCAACUUUACCCACAGCAUCGCUCCAGCCUAUCAGAGAUGCGAGACCUACAUGGAUAUAGUGAUUGUGUUAGACGGGUCCAACUCCAUCUACCCCUGGUACGAGGUUCAGGAUUUCCUGAUCAAUGUGCUACAGAAGUUUUACAUCGGUCCAGGACAGAUACAGGUAGGGGUCGUCCAGUACGGUGAAAGAGUCGUGAAUGAAUUUCGUCUGGAUGAUUUCCGUACGGUUGACGAGGUUGUGGCAGCGGCUAAAAAUAUCGACCAGCGAGGCGGAGAAGAAACACGGACUGCUCUUGGGAUUAAUGUGGCUCGAACUCAAGCAUUUAAACACGGAGGUCGUCCAGAUGCUAAAAAAGUCAUGAUUGUGAUCACGGAUGGAGAAUCGCACGACAGUCUAGACCUGAAGGCGGCCGUGGAGGAAAGUGAGAAGGAUAAUAUCACCCUGUACGGCAUUGCGGUUCUUGGCUAUUAUAAUCGACGAGGGAUCAAUCCUGAAGCAUUUCUGAGGGAAAUCAAGUUCAUCGCCACCGAUCCAGACGAGCACUUCUUCAGUGUCACAGAUGAGUCUGCUCUGAAGGAUAUCGUUGAUGCUCUGGGAGAGAAAAUCUUCAGCUUGGAGGGCACCAACCAGAAUGGUACGGCCUUUGGUUUGCAGAUGUCUCAAGCCGGAUUCUCUUCACAUAUCGUAGAGGAUGGGAUUCUAGUUGGUGCUGUUGGCGCAUAUGACUGGAACGGAGCGGUUCUGAAAGAGACCCGUCAUGGUAAAGUCAUCCCACCAAAGUCCUCUUAUAUGAAAGAGUUCCCAGAGGAGCUGAAGAACCAUGGAGCGUAUCUGGGGUAUAUGGUGUCAUCGGUGGUCUCUGCUCAUCACGGUCAGCUGUACGUUGCUGGAGCGCCUCGAUUCAACCAUACAGGGAAAGUGGUCAUUUUCACUCUGACCAACAGCGGAAACCUCACCAUACUCUAUUCUCUCUACGGAAAGCAGAUCGGGUCGUAUUAUGGAAGUGAACUGGCACCGAUCGAUGUGGAUGACGACGGAUUAACGGAUCUUUUACUGGUCGGAGCUCCAAUGUACUUCUACAGAGGAUGGGAGAAAGGCAAAGUUUACAUCUACGCCACAAGUUUACAGGGCUCUUUCAUACCAGAUGGAACUCUUGCACCAUCAGAACAUUCCCAUGAUGCUCGGUUUGGAGCAGCCAUGUCGGCUCUCCCGGAUCUGAAUGGUGAUGGUUUCAGCGAGCUGGUAGUCGGUGCCCCAUUGGAGGACAAUCACAGAGGAGCCAUUUAUCUCUUCUACGGCCAGAAAAACAGCAUACAAACCAAAUACAAACAGAGAAUAUCAGGCAUUGAGCUGGCUCCAGGUCUGCGUUAUUUCGGCCGCAGUGUGCACGGGAUGAUGGAUCUGAAUGGAGACGGACUCAUAGAUCUGUCUGUGGGCUCUUUUGGGGCUGCAGUUCUGCUUUGGUCUCGCAGUGUCGUCCGUGUUGGGAUCAGUGUUCAUUUUGAGCCUUCGAAAAUCAAUGUUUUUAAUAAAGACUGCAUUCGAGGAGGUCGUGAGGUGUCGUGUAUGUUGGCCACGGUUUGCCUGAACGUCACAGCGAUGACGCCGAUGACGGAACCAAAAAGAGUCGCUUUGAGGUACAGCUUUGGUUUCGAGGAGAGCAGAUAUUUCCCUAGAGCUGUGUUGGACAGCACAGAAGAGAGCAGAGAUGUCACUCUGCGGCCCGCAGCGCAACACUGCCAACAACUCCACUUCCACGUUCAUGAAGUGACGGACUACACGCGACCUUUGACCUUCACUGUAAACGUGGGUCUGCAGAGAGCAGAUGAAGGACCGGUGCUGGACGACGGCUGGCCAAUAAGCCUGAAGUCAGAGCUUCCUUUCUGGAACGGCUGUGAUAAUGAUGAUCAGUGCGUUCCUAACCUCAUCCUGCAGAGCAGCUCCGACUUAUUAGAUCUCAGGGAGUUCUGCAGCCGUGAUGAGCGCUCCUCGUGGCCGCCGUGUGUCCAUCAGAGCUCCAUAAACAGCCACGAGCGUUUGCUGGAGUCCAGCAGGAGGAAAGUAGUGGUGGAGACGCACUUGGAGAACAGAGGAGAAAACGCAUACAACACCAUCCUGCACAUCACACACUCUCCAAACCUGCAGUUCUCCAGUCUGGUGGUGAAGGCACCGUCAGACAUUGCGAUCGAGUGCCCGAACUCUGACGAUAUGAGUCUCUACCGAACCUGCAACGUUAGCGCGCCGUUCAUGAGGUCCAGCGCUCAGGUCUAUUUUCGCCUGGAGUUUGAGUUCAGCAGAUCUGUCUUCUUAAACUAUGUCAACAUCUCACUGAGGGUCUCCAGUGAAGGUGAAGAGAUGUUUCCAGAGGACAACCUCAAUAACAUCCAUCAUAAUCUGAAAUAUGAGGCUGAUAUUCUCUUCACAAGAGACUCCAGUCCGUCCCGUUUUGAGAUCAAACCUGAACAGGCUCAGAGCAUCCCUGUCGGGUCUGGACCACCGUUUAACCUCUCUUAUCAGAUCCAGAAUCUUGGCCUGUUCCCCGUAUCUGAGCUUCUCUUCACAUUAAACGUCUUCGCCGUGACCAGAAAAGCAAACACUCUUUUGCACCUCUCAGACCUGUACAUCCAGCAGAUGUCAGGAUCGCUCUGCAGUUUUCCACGUGUCAUCACCGCCGGCUCAUCCUCGCAGGAAGAAGAUCUUUCCCUCAAUGCACACAUGAACGCCUCCACCAGCGACGCAUUAUUAGCACAGUGCAGAUUCAACCUGUCUCCACAAGCAGACGUUAGCAUCACCGUCACAGGAUGGCUCAAUCUUCACACUUUAUUAGCUGUGAAGUUUAAGCGUUUGGAUCUGGUAAUGACUGCGGCAGUUGAAUUGAGCCCUUCAAACCCAAUGUUUCUCCACGAGGAACGGCCUAUGAGACACAUUAUCCUGGAGAUUAGAAAGGAGGAAGAUUACCGGAUCCCCGUCUGGGUGAUCAUCGGCAGCACUCUGGGAGGACUGCAGCUUCUGGCCCUGCUGGUGCUGGCCCUCUGGAAGCUCGGAUUCUUCCACAGGCAAAAGAGAAAGAGAGACGAGCAGGAAGCCAAUGAGAAGACAACAGAGGAUCGGUAACAACAUGGCAACCACCUCAGCCAAUCACUCAGGGACUCUCCAGACGCGGGAGUGUGUCAGCCAAUCAGCUGCUCUCCAGCGCUCCCGCAAGUCUAAUGCACAACCAAUCAGCUCGCUUCUCUAGGACGAGCGGCCAAUUAAAAGUGAAAUCUAAACUAGUAAACGAAAAAUGCUAAUGAAUAGUCUUCAGUUUUGAACCAGAGUGAGGUUUUGGUGCUGAUAAAAUGUUAUCAAUAUUACAAAAAUGAAUAAUAAAUGUGUAUCAUAAAACAAACCUCAGAUUGUAGACCUUCAGCAUAAACUCGAGCUGAUGCACUUGCACAUUGUAAAGAAUUUUGAACUUGAAAUUUGUAAAUACCAAAAGUUCAGCAAUAUAAUGUCAUACAAUGGUAGAAUAUUUAACCUUAAAAUUAUUAAUAUCGUGCACCUUAAUGCAUUUUAUUGCUCAUGACUGUUUUGUGUAUAGAAAAAGUGCUUUUUUAUUGUACCUGGUCAUAAUUUUAUAAUACAGUUUGAGUUUUAUUGCGGGAAGAUUUUAUUCUAUGUAUUUUUCUGUGUUUUUAUUAUUAUUGUUUGGAAUUGGUUAAAAGGUUUAAGGGUAGUUGAAGUAAUAACCAAAAGACCAAAAUGCAAACUUUUUCAAAAACAGGUUUGAGUCAUUUUUUAAAGUGUAAUCAAAAACAAAAAAAAAACGUGUGUGUAUAUAUAUAUAUAUAUAUAUAUAUAAAUGUAAAUAUAUAUAUAUAUCAGUGGUGUAGUCCUUGCUAUACGCACGUAUACUCAGUAUGCCUACUUUUUUCACGAGCUGUUUGGGUAUUACGACUUCUGAGGAUCAUACUCUCGGUAUACUCACUUGUUUUCGUGAUUAGACUUCCCUAAUUUUUGUGUAUUGAGUUUUUGAGUUUUUCGAAGAUCACAACAAAUCAGCUGAAUGAUGUCUCGCUGAAACGUUCAAGUAAAAUUAUAAAACAGCAUGGGCGUUGCUUUAGCCCUCGUAUUUUCCAUUCAGCCCCCCAACACUUUUGCGAUUACCUGUACACUACUAAAUGAUCGCCUCAGUCCCCUUUAAAUUUGAUAUAAAAACAGCGGCAGAAUCCCGCUCCUGAACUCGUUUUUUAGCUAGUCAGCAAACUACCACAGCUGUGCAGUGCAGUGUGUGUGUGUAUAUAUAUAUAUAUCAAAUGAAUCAAAGAUACAUUGACUUUCGUCGUUUCUUUGCCUAAUAGUACACCACCUAUUUUUUUAGGACUACACCACUGAUAUACAUAUAUAUACUGUUAAAUACAAAACUUGACCAAACCAAAACCAUAUAUCAACCAUAAAACAACCAUCUAUUGGUUGCCAUCCAGGGUUGCGUUUCUGAAAACCAUCGUUAGUCAACUAGGGUAGCAAGUUCCAUUGUUACAAACAUAGUUCGUUAAUUUUGCGUUUACCAAAUCCAUUGUUGCAACAAACAUUCGCAAAUUGCAUCGCAAACUUAUUCGCUUGCAACUACACCUCUAGAGCUGUAGUUAGAAGCAGAGUUCCUGGUUGUGUUCUGUUCCCACUUAUCCCCCUAAGCCCUUUUCCAUUCCAACGUUCAACAUUUAAACUUGGAAGAUUAACAAAUAAAAGUAUUAAAGUAUUAAAGCUAUCUCUCUUAGGUGCUUUCAAAGUAUUUUUUACAGUUCAGUUUGAGCGAUCUUCACAUUGACAAUUGUGUUCUCUUCCUAGUGCAAUUUGAAAACAUUUAUGCCAUUUUGAAUGCAGCCGUGGCUCAUGAUGAAAGCUAUUAUUAAGAAUAUUCUCAAUAAUAUAUGUAAAGGAAACAUAGUUUUUACCAAAACUAAUAUGAAUUUUUUUUUUAAUGCGUGUGCGUGUAACACAAUAUAAUUUGCACAAAUAAUAAUGUGUUUUUUCUCUAAAGAAGUUUUUACUGCGCUCCGUUUAGAGCAUCAUAAUGGAUGUUUUACGUUAUAACUAACGUGGUACAACUGAUGGAUCUGCGACAGCAACUACGGUUUGGGAAACACUCAUCACUACAUCGUACUAUGAUAAUUCAGCCACGAGUUAUGUCAUUGUUUGGGAAACGCACCCCAGAAAAGCAUUUUUUGUUUUUUUUUUUCAUUUUUGUGAAUUGUUUUGCCAAAUUUUGUCCAAAAAAAAAAUAUCAUCUUUCAUUUAAUUUGCAGUUUUUUCUUUGCAAAAACGUCCUUUGUUAUGUUUUAACCAUUUGUUUUUUAUUCAGUUCACUUCAUUGAGAAAUCUUUAAAAAUGCAAUAAAAAUGCAAUAUUCAGUAUAAUCUCCAUUUAUAUCAUCACAAUUAAAUAUUUAGCAAUAAGGCAAGAAUUCACGAACAUAUUCUUGACAUCUCAACUACCCUUAAACCCAAUAUUCGUAUCAGCGUGUCUCAAAAACAGUGGCUGCGAUUAGAACCAAACACUAGUUUUCUGCUUAAUAUAACCUUAUAUUGCAUACUUUCAAGAUAUUUGGUCAAACUGUGAGUCAGUAAACAGAUUUUGCACAUUUGGAGAAAUAAAAAAAUAGCGCAUUUUGCACAGUAUACAUAUUCCAGCAAUAAUAAUUCAUGUAGGUAUGCUGUUUUGAACACCGUCACUCUGACAGAAUUGUAUUUUAUGACAUGGCUUUACAAGCUUUCACAAUAAAACAGGAUGAAGUGAAUUUUACAGUCACUCGCUCAACUUGUCAUUAUUUAUAUCUGCAUUUUAUCGCAUGUAAAGAUGACAAACAAAUGCUCAAUGUGUUUAAAACACUGAAUAAAUUAAAAUCACCUGAAAA
Danio aesculapii is the source of this 6360-nucleotide messenger RNA. RefSeq names its product integrin, alpha 11b (gene itga11b). Lineage: Eukaryota; Metazoa; Chordata; Actinopteri; Cypriniformes; Danionidae. The transcript is spliced from 30 exons. The coding region runs from base 24 to 3581 and encodes 1185 amino acids. The record is from RefSeq and is a predicted model, not a curated record. Gene Ontology annotation, biological process: integrin-mediated signaling pathway; cell-cell adhesion; cell-matrix adhesion. Gene Ontology annotation, molecular function: integrin binding. Gene Ontology annotation, cellular component: external side of plasma membrane; integrin complex.